Molecule: messenger RNA, 2921 nt
Organism: Spodoptera frugiperda (fall armyworm)
Lineage: Eukaryota; Metazoa; Arthropoda; Insecta; Lepidoptera; Noctuidae
Gene: mEFG1
Product: elongation factor G, mitochondrial
Exons: 11
Coding region: 102-2339 (745 amino acids)
Biological process (GO): mitochondrial translational elongation
Cellular component (GO): mitochondrion
Molecular function (GO): GTPase activity; translation elongation factor activity; GTP binding
Source: RefSeq, a predicted model, not a curated record
UGUCUUUUUGCCUGUGCUCUUCAGCCCCACAUGACAUUGACAUGAAGCAGUAACCUAAAAUUCUAUUAAUUCUGUGAUAAUUUAAUUUUUAUGAAACCAAAAUGACGAUUUCAAACUUUUUACGAUUAUCAAACGUUCUUAGAAGUGUAAAUAAAUCAAAUGUUUCACAAAUCGAGAAAUUCUCGUCUCAUGUCAAAUAUGCAGAACACAAGCCUUUGGAGAAGAUCAGAAACAUUGGUAUUUCUGCCCAUAUAGAUUCGGGGAAAACUACUCUUACUGAGAGAAUACUGUACUAUACCGGCAGAAUAGACCAAAUGCACGAGGUUAGAGGCAAAGACAAUGUGGGCGCUGUAAUGGACUCCAUGGAGUUAGAACGCCAAAGAGGUAUUACCAUCCAAUCCGCAGCCACAUACACAAUCUGGAAGGAUCAUAAUAUCAAUAUCAUCGACACUCCUGGCCACGUAGACUUCACAGUGGAGGUAGAACGAGCUCUGCGAGUGUUGGAUGGAGCUGUGCUCGUGUUGUGUGCUGUCGGUGGAGUACAGAGCCAGACUUUGACCGUGAAUAGGCAAAUGAAGAGAUAUAAUGUGCCUUGUCUCGCUUUUAUUAACAAGCUGGAUAGGAUGGGAGCUAAUCCUUACAGAGUUAUAAAACAAAUGCGUUCCAAAAUGAACCACAAUGCCGCAUUUGUUCAGCUUCCAAUAGGAUUAGAGAAAGAAUGCCAAGGUAUCUUAGAUCUGAUUGAGGAGAGGGCUAUCUACUUCGAUGGUGAUUACGGAGAGACUAUCAGGUACGAUGAGGUACCGAAGGACAACAGAGCAGAAGUGCAGGAAAGGAGACAUGAGUUAAUUGAGCACUUGUCCAAUGUUGACGAGACUUUGGGAGAACUGUUUCUCGAAGAAAAAACACCAACAGUAGCAGACAUCAAGCAGGCAGUCCGACGAACAACCCUCAAACGUUCCUUCACACCAGUUCUCGUAGGCACAGCAUUAAAGAACAAAGGAGUCCAACCUUUACUUGAUGCUGUACUGGAAUACUUACCAAACCCUGGUGAGGUGGAAAACACAGCCAUGUUGAAUGAAGAUAAGGAGGGUGAGGGCCAAACAAUCAUGUUGGAUCCCUCGAGGAAUGAUAAGAAGCCGUUUGUUGGGUUAGCGUUCAAGUUGGAAGUGAGCAAGUUCGGUCAGCUUACAUACUUGAGAUGUUACCAGGGUAUGCUGAAGAGAGGAGAGAAUAUUUUCAAUGCUAGGACUAAUAAGAAGGUCAAAAUCUCCCGUCUAGUCCGUAUGCACUCUAACAACAUGGAAGAGGUAACAGAAGUGAUGGCUGGCGAUAUCUUCGCAUUGUUCGGCGUAGAUUGCGCGUCCGGUGACACGUUCGUUAACGAUGGCAAGCUACAGCUGGCAAUGGAAUCUAUACACGUACCUGACCCCGUCGUUUCCAUGGCUAUCAAACCGAAGAAUAAUAAAGAUAGAGAUAAUUUCUCGAAAGCUGUUGCUAGAUUUACCAAAGAGGAUCCUACAUUCCAGUUCCGUUAUGACCCAGACAACAAGGAAACUAUUGUGUCUGGUAUGGGUGAGCUACACUUAGAGAUCUACGCCCAGAGGAUGGAGAGAGAGUACAACUGUCCUGUCGAGCUGGGCAAACCUAAGGUGGCGUUCAGAGAAACAAUGAUGUCGCCUUGCACCUUCGACUACCUCCACAAGAAGCAGUCUGGCGGUGCUGGUCAGUACGCCAGGGUGACUGGUAUCAUGGAACCGUUGCCUCCACACCAAAAUACCACCCUAGAAUUCGUAGACGAAACAAUCGGAACGAAUGUACCGAAGCAGUUUGUGCCUGGCGUAGAGAAAGGUUUCCUGGACACCUGCCAGAAAGGCUACCUGUCUGGACACAAAGUAUCUGGCGUGAAGUUCAGGCUGCAAGACGGUGCUCACCAUAUCGUGGACUCCAGCGAACUGGCUUUCUUCUUGGCUGCUAAGGGAGCUGUUAAAGAAGUAUUCGACGAGGGCGCCUGGCAGAUUCUGGAACCUAUAAUGUUUGUGGAAGUAACUCUACCUGAAGAGUUCCAUGGUACCGUGGUGGGACAGCUGAACAAGCGAGGAGGUAUCAUCACUGGCUCGGAGGGAACUGAAGGGUGGACCACGAUAUACGCUGAAGUACCUCUGAACAACAUGUUCGGAUAUGCUGGUGAACUUAGGUCAAUGACACAAGGCAAGGGAGAGUUCAGCAUGGAAUACAGCAGAUACUCCCCGUGCUUACCUGAUGUCCAAGAGAAGUUGAUCAGGAAACACCAAGAAGAUAUGGGUCUUCUACCAGACCAGAAGAAGAAGAAGAAUUAACCGCCUAGUUAAUGUUUAGACUAAUUUAUUUUAUGGUCAGGGUAUACGUAGUUAAAGUAUGUGUAGAUUGAUACAGACAUACAGUAAAUUUACUUAAGUCUGACUGCCGGUAGAUAGAAUAAGUUUUGAAGGCAAAUCUUUCUUUAACGAUACACAAAUGCUGGCCAUUAGACACUUGAAGGGUUAAUAUUGAUCUUAAAAAUUAAUCUGGGAAUGUCUAGAGGAAAGAUAUUGAUACACAGACUAACUAUAGUCUGAUUAUGAUCAUUAACUGAACUUGAUUGACACAUGAAAUGAAAUAUGUGAUUGAAAAGAAAUUACGUUAAUUUCUGUGCAUUUCUAUAUUGCAUAUCAAUAUGUAAAAUUGUGUGUUUAUAUGUUUUGCGCACACAGUCUAUACAAGAUUGCGCAUUGCGCAAACAGCGUUAUCAUGUUUGCGCAAUUUGCGCCAAAGAUACCUUAGCGUAUCUAUUUGUAUUAUACAAUUUGCGUAUACCCGGAUCUAUACCAUUAUUUUUAUUAUUGUUUUAAGGCGAUAUUUAGUAUAAAUAAUAAAUCUAAUAUAAUAUAAUGAUUUUAAAA